AUGUCAACCCAAGACCUUCCAAAUUACCCAGACCUGCGCGGCAAAGUAGCACUGGUCACGGGCGUAGGUCAGGACGGACCGGCAGACUUGACGGACAACUGGGGCAACGGGGCGGCGAUUGCACUCGCGCUGGCCAGGAACGGGGUGAAGAUCUUCGGGUGCGACGUCAACCUGGAGGCAGGUCGACGCACAAAGAGCCGGAUCGAGGCCGAAGUCCCGGGCGCCGUGGUGGACGUGGUGCCCACGGACGUGACGUCGUCCUCGGCGGUCGACGAGCUGGUUCGGGAGUGCCUGCGCAGGCACGACGGCCGCAUCGACAUCUUGGUCAACAACGUCGGACGCAGCGAAAAGGGGGGGCCGGCCGACAUGUCGGAAGAGACGUGGGACAGCCAGGUCGCGGUCAACCUGAAGAGCGUGUACCUGACCUGCCACGCCGUGCUGCCGGUCAUGGAGGCCCAGAGGUCGGGGUCCGUGGUCAACAUCAGCAGCAUCGCGGGCAUGAGGUACAUCGGGAAGCCUCAGGUGGCCUACUCGAGCACCAAGGCCGCGGUGACCCAGUUCACCAAGCACACGGCCGUGGUGUACGCGGACAAGGGCGUGAGGCUGAACGCCGUCUGCCCCGGGUUGAUGUUCACGCCGCUCGUCCACACCAUCGCCAAAAAGUACGCCGGGGGCGACUACGACGGGUUCGUGGCCACGAGGCACGCCCAGGUGCCCACGGGGAAGAUGGGGACGAGCGCCGACGUCGCGAACGCCGUGGUGUUUUUGGCGAGCAGCGUCGCCGCCAGGUACGUGACGGGCCAGAAGUUGGUGGUGGAUGGGGGCAUGGUGUCGAGUACGGGUAGGACUUGA
Exophiala oligosperma is the source of this 852-nucleotide messenger RNA. RefSeq lists its product as uncharacterized. NCBI's taxonomy places the organism in Eukaryota, Fungi, Ascomycota, Eurotiomycetes, Chaetothyriales, Herpotrichiellaceae. The coding region runs from base 1 to 852 and encodes 283 amino acids. The record is from RefSeq and is a predicted model, not a curated record. Gene Ontology annotation, molecular function: oxidoreductase activity. The transcript has a single exon.